GUACCGCAAAGAGCGCGGGGAGAGAGCGCGCGAGGGGCGCGAGGCUGAGGCGAGCCACCGCGCGCCGCGGCGAGAGCCGGCGCUGGCCAUGGCUGUCUCCGCGCCGCCCGUCAUCGCCGCAACUUCCAGCGGCGGCGCAGGGGGCUCGGCGGGCUUGUUCCGGGCGGACCCGCUGUACUCCAGCCCCGCGGAGUCCCCGCGCCUCACCAACAGCCUCGUCAACAGUUUCCUCUCCGCCGGCAGCGGCGGGGCCGGCGCGGGUGGCGGCGGGGGCGGCGGCAACGAGUGUAAGAUGGUCGACCUGCACGGGGUGAAGGUGGCCUCGUUCCUCGUGGAGGGACAGGAGCUGAUCUGCCUGCCGCAGGUCUUUGAUCUCUUCCUCAAGCACCUGGUGGGGGGGCUGCACACGGUCUACACCAAGCUGAAGCGGCUGGAUAUAUCGCCGGUGGUGUGCACGGUGGAGCAGGUCCGCAUCCUGCGGGGGCUGGGGGCCAUCCAGCCCGGCGUCAACCGCUGCAAGCUCAUCACCAGGAAGGACUUCGAAACUUUGUACAACGACUGCACCAACGCGAGCUCUCGACCAGGAAGACCCCCCAAGCGUUCACUAGGAGUUGCUAUACAAGAAAAUGCACGUCUUCUGCCCCAUGGAGUUCCAGGCCUCUUAUCACCAGGACUUAUCUCUCCGACAGAUUUAAGAACUUUGUUUUUUCCUGAUGAAACCCAGAUAAAGGUUGAAAAGCUCAAGACUCUUCAAAUCCAAGGUCUGACAGCAGCUGCCAUGGCAGAGGCUAUGAAGUUACAGAAAAUGAAACUUAUGGCAAUGAAUAGCCUUCAUGGAAGUGGAAGUCAAAAUGGAACAGAAUCAGAAAAUGAAGACCUCAAUUCUAAUGCAGGUGGGAGUGAAUCCUCCUGGGAUAAAGACAAGCUUCAGUCUCCCAUUACAACGGGAUCACAGCACAGCAUUGGUCAUCCCACACUGUCAGGGCAGUCAAGCCUUGGAAGUGCUCACCCGCUCAGUCCUCUCCAGCAGAACCAUCUGCUCACCAACAGGAUAGACCUGCCGUUUAUGAUGAUGCCCCACCCUCUGCUUCCCGUCAGCCUACCUCCUGCUUCUGUCGCAAUGGCAAUGAAUCAGAUGAACCACCUCAACACGAUAGCAAACAUGGCUGCAGCAGCCCAAAUGCACAGUCCUCUUUCCAGGGCAGGGGCCUCUGUUAUCAAGGAAAGGAUCCAAGACAGCCCUUCUCCAGCUCCGUCUCUAGAAGACAGUCAGCGGCCCGGGAGCCACGCGUCCUCCCAUCAGAGCAGCAGCGUGUCCAGCUCUCCAUCCCAGUUGGACAACACACCAGACAGAAUUGCUAUGCUGACCAACAGCAGGGAAGGAGAACUCAUUGAUCAAGAAACUGGGACCAGCCUAAAAAAGAUACAAAAGGAUAAAGAAGAGGUCCAAAUUGCCAUUCCAAUAAUGAAACCAACCUUAGAAAAAGUCCAACUGGCUGGACAGGCCUUGCCUCCAGGAUUUCCGGCGCCAUUUCUUUUUGCUGAUGGUCUUUCAUCAGUAGAAACACUAUUAACCAACAUUCAGGGCCUGCUGAAAGUGGCUGUGGACAAUGCAAGAGUCCAGGAAAAGCAGAUACAGCAGGAAAAGAAAGAGUUAAAGAUGGAGCUCUGUAGAGAGAGAGAACUAAGAGAGAGCUUGGAAAGGCAACUCACAGCUGAGCUGCAAAGCAGAGCAACAAUUCAGAAACGCUUGAAGAAAGAAAAGAAGGCAAAGAGAAAAUUGCAGGAAGCUUUGGAAUUUGAAUCAAAGAGAAGAGAACAAGUGGAACAGGCGCUUAAACAGGCCACAUCAGGUGACGGUCUCAGGAUGUUAAAUGAUGCUGGAAUCCCAGAUAUGGAAAUAGAACACAACGGAACCCAACAUGACAGUGCAGCAAUGCAAGAAAACAGAACAUACAUCAAACCUACUAUUAUGUACUGAAAGAAACACCUAUUGCUGAAAAAUGUAUAAUGAUCACUAUUUGAAGACUAUAUAGUUCAUGAAAAACGUCCCUUCCAACCUUUGAUGCCUUCAGUACUGUGUGAAGAACAGGAUUUGUAGCAUGAAACUUGAAGGACAAUUUCAAGCAAUUUACUGUUGCUGCAUCGAAAACUGCCGUAUUGUCAUUAAGAAAUAUUGAGACUUUUUACAAGCUUACCAUACCAAACCAAGCCUGUUGCAACAGAUCAUUUUUAGGUCCCCAGAGAUAGAAAGGAGUUUUAGUAUUUUUAAGCACAUACAGGAAUUAUUUCCCCUUCUCCCCCCCCAAAAAAGAACUUUUUUUUUUCCUAAGGAGGUAGCUAUUACUGUAUAGCAAUGGCACAAUGAUUUUAAGCCACAAAGGUCCUCGCUGGCUGUACAUCAUACAAGUCCAGUUUAUCACUGAAACUGUUCAACAUGGAGCUGUUUCGAUUGUGUUUAUAAAUUAAGCUUUGUUUACUGAAGCAGAUACUCGAUAUAUAUUACGUUUUAAAAAGAAAUGUGUGUACAUUUUUUAAAAGAAUGAUGUAAAAAUUGUCCUUUCAUUAGAUGACCAAUUCAAAAGUGUGAGCUAAACCCUAAUAGCUGACGUAAUAUGAGGAUUAUAAUUGAUGCUUUUUUUUUAUGCUCAGUUCAGCUUGGCUUUUGGUCUUUUAAGAUGAAAAAAUGAAUAUGCAGUAGAGUGUUAGAUAAUGGAAACUUUUAAGUAUGGUUUCUCUGUUGUACCAUAUUAAGUUAAAAGUACACAUUCUUUGUUAAAAAUGUUCUUGCUAAAAAUACAGUAUUAAAAAUUUUUUUGUUUGACUUUGGAAA
Molecule: messenger RNA, 2833 nt
Organism: Calidris pugnax (ruff)
Lineage: Eukaryota; Metazoa; Chordata; Aves; Charadriiformes; Scolopacidae
Gene: DACH2
Product: dachshund family transcription factor 2
Exons: 13
Coding region: 89-1981 (630 amino acids)
Source: RefSeq, a predicted model, not a curated record